GUCGCUUUGUGCGUGCGCGUUGAUGUGAUUUUUCGUGUUAUGUGAAAAAAGCAUAAAAUACCAAAUAAAUUUGUAAAAUCUAUACAAAAUUCAAAAGAAAUCAAAACAGAAUAGAAAAAAACAAAUAGGAACAGAAAAAUCGUGACCGUUACUUUUGCGAAAUUGUCGCAAAGGCGACAAAAAAAUUUGUCGUCCAAACCUGCUCAUCAAUAAAACAUUUUAUUGUAACAAAAAAAGGCAAAAAAAGUAUUAAAUAUAAUAAAACCAAACCAAAAUUUUUUACAUAGAAAUAUUUGUAAAAAAAUAAAGGAAGAAAGUUUAGAAUAGUGAAAAACUUGCAAAAUAACUUUGCAAUAGACUUGUGACAAACGAUCAAUAUUAAAUAAAACAUUCAAAUAAACAUAAGCGAAUUAAAAAUAUAAAUAUUCGAAUAAAAAUCAUUUGCUUCAAAACACGUAUACGCGACAAAUUAAAGGACUUUACAUACAUACCUAAAAUUGAAAAGGCACCUUUGUAGCCGUGAAGUGAAAAGGUAUAUUUGGCAGUUGACUGCCGAACAUAGCCUAUUACCGCAGGUCUUCUUAAAGGCUACCUGUCUUAAAAUUUAACUACGAAUUGCACCAAAUAUUAAUCAUAAAAGACGCAGCAACAACAAAGGAAGCGUAAGCAGCAUACCGCAAGGCAUAUCAACAUAAUUAACUCAUUCGUCAAUUGUUUCGAAGAUGGAGCGACGUGGACGCAUACCGGUAGCGCGUUUUCGCACACAGGAGGGCAAAACACGCAGUCGCAGUCGUGUACGUGAUCCCGAUUACAAUGAGCAGGAUCCCGAAACUGAUCUUUUCACUUUGCUGGAAGACAAUAUUGCGCUGAAGGAGGAGAAUAAAGCGCUGAAGAUCGAAAUUGAAGAUGGCAAGAAGGCGCAAAAUGAGCUGGAGUCGGAGAAAACUAAAAUUCUCGAUGACUUGUCUGCUUUGAAGAAACAACAACUCGACAAUGAAACACAAUUAAAAGACUUAACCACUAAGUUGAAUAAAAUGAGCACUGAACGCAACGCUUUGGAUAAGUUGCAUAAGAUGAAAAUCGAAAAGAUUAGCGGCUUGGAGCAGGAGUUGCAAGUAUUGCAGGAGAAGCAAAAACUGUUAGCUGCAACACCACCAACCACACCGCGUACGACGGUUUUGCAUGCCACACCCUUAGCUUCAGCCAGCUUGAGCAGCAAAUUGCUGAAAAUAAUACCGACUUUGGGCAGCAAUGAAAUGGAGAGCAUCGUAGAUGUGGAACCCACGGCCGCCUUGCCCAUUACAAGCGAACUAGUCGAGCGUUUGGUCGACGAAUUUCAAACAUUGAAGAACUCAAUGAAUGCAGUGGAGCUGCAGCUCUAUGAAGCCAAUGAGAAAAUAGCUGAGUUGCUGGAAAAUCAACACCAUUUGGAGGAGGAGAACGAAACCAUGCGCACGGAGAACACGAAUCUGACCAAAGUUGCCAAACUGCUGACGGACAACAUGAAAGAGAGCGUUGAAACAAGCAAAAAAAUGGAAGCAGCGCUCAUCAAAUUAAAGCAACGCAACGAUGAACUGAAUGCGCGCACACGCGAUCUAACCGAUGGCCAGCCAGCGCCAAGUCCUUCACCCACAACAGAAAAGGUGAAUGAGGAAAUCGAACAAAUCAAAGAGGAAGUCGAAAAUCAAAAUCGCGACCAUAAUGAACGCAUUGUCGAAAUGAAAUCUCUUAUGGAAGCGGCUAUACAAAAAAAUACUAACGAUGAACUAAACACUUUCAAAGUAAGAGUGGAAAUUCUGGAAGAGGAAUUGCGCAAGGCGAUUGCACGUGCCGAGCAUGCCGAGAUUGAAUUACAGAAAUACAAAAAUAACUCUAACACAUCGACAAACUGCUUAACAACAUCCGCACAGACUGAACCAUUAAUAAUAACAACAACGACAGCGCCACCACCACCGCCGCCGCCGCCACUACCGCCACCACUACCAACUAAACUAAUUUAUAAGCAAGCGGACGUUGGUCCCAGCGGCGGGGCAGUAGGAGCAGCGACAUUCAGCGAUAGCAUCGUCGCACACACUUUGCAAAAGGAGAAAAUUAUCGGUACGGUUAAGCAACAUGUGCUAGGCGCAGCAACAGACAUGCCAGGAGCACAGCAGACGCUUAUGUUAAGAGCCUUAAACGCAUGCAACGUGCUCUGUGCGUGCCACAGACGAGUGUGGAAGGAGACACAUAUGUGUGCUGGCUGCCGUUCAACAAGUCGUAUACGUAACAUAUUUGCUGUUGGCGUGAGAGCUUUACCAACGUUUUACACCAGUUGCUGCUUAUUUCCUCUGUUUCGCAGCAUAAAGUAGCGAAUACUACUGCUACAUUGUUGUUGUUAUUAUUUUUUCCUUCUUUUUUAUAUUUUCGCUGUGUUCUUAUUCAGUCGCAGCCGAGAGUUUUGCAUGCACGUCCUUCGCUGUAAGACCAGAAGAUUUAUUUUAAUUUUCUGCGAUUUUUUCUUCUCACAUUUCGUAUUUGUUUACGGUUUUUUUUCGUUUCUACUCUACUUUUCUUUCAGAGUUAUCUUUACUUGAGCUGUAUUUUCAUUUCGUCAUUAAAUUAGUUGUAUGUACCAUAUUAAAUAUUAUAAAUAUGCAAUUAUCUGUGAUAUUCUUUAAAAGUAUUUUGAAUUUAAAGUCUUCAAGCAAAGUUGGUAUGUUUCAAUUCUUGGAUUGCUGUAAAUAUGAUGUUAUCUUAAAUCUGGAGUUUAUCAUGGAUUUUAUACUUUUGCUUCAGCACUCACACAGAGGUUUCCUAGGCCAUUAGAAAAAUUUUGUAUUUUUUGGUGGAUAAAAAACAUUUUAAAAAUUUGUAUUAAUUUUUUUUCUUUUCUUAAUAUUCGAUCAUACCUUUAUUGAAAGGGUAAUCACCAUGAAAAGUAUACAUAACAUUAUUAAAAUAUCACAAUGACAUCAUCAUAAUAUUUUAAUGCUGAAAGGAGUUAAAUAGCAUCAAGGUAUGGCUCGUAGUAGUUUUUGAAAAAGAAAAAAAUAAUAAAUAUCUUUU
Messenger RNA from Bactrocera latifrons, 3045 nucleotides. RefSeq names its product shootin-1. Lineage: Eukaryota; Metazoa; Arthropoda; Insecta; Diptera; Tephritidae. The coding region runs from base 723 to 2348 and encodes 541 amino acids. The record is from RefSeq and is a predicted model, not a curated record. The transcript has 9 exons.